GUCCCCGUGUGGAAAUCCCCUUGACUUCUUGGGCUUUUUCCUUUUUUGUAAAAAAAAAAAAAAAAAAGAAAAAAAAAAAGAAAAAAAAAACUAUCGUUAGCGGACGUGUGUUACUUUUGAAAGCCUUCGCAAAACUGCAAGGGCUCCAAUACAGACCUGACACUAAAUAGAAAGAGAAGGUUGAAUGGCGCCGAAGACCGCUGCGGUGAGGCUGAGUGAAGUGGCUGAGAGAGGACUAGCCUGAGCAUCCGGGAGGGCUUUGUUAUUGCCCCGACAUAUUACACAGAUUCCACGUUGGUCGGUCAUCGGUGGCUGGUACCUCCUCCUCCUCCUCCUCCUUUCCUCCUCCUUGUUCCUCUUCCUCCCCACCUUCCACCUACCUGGCCACCCCUCCGCCAUGUCGCAGGGUCAGAACUUCCUCCCCAAAUUCCUGUUUGUGUCCAACCUGCUGAAGGCGGUGAAAAUCCGUCAGCGAGUGCCCAAUGAUGUGGUGAAACCGGCUGCCAACGGCGGCGUGAUGCACCACCUGCGCGGUAUGCACCGAUACACGCUGGAGAUGAUCGCCAUGAACCACUUCCCGCAGGCCUUCAGGGAGGUAGUGCAAGCUGCCAUCUUAGAUCGAGCCAUGCAGGCUUCUUUGGAGCAGGAGAAGAAGCUCAACUGGUGUCGGGAGGUGAAGAAGAUGGUUCCCUUACGUACAAAUGGAGAUGGGAAUUGUUUGCUCCAUGCAGCCUCUCAGUACAUGCUGGGCGUUCAGGACACAGACCUGGUGCUUCGGAAAGCCCUCCAUGGUGUAUUGAAAGAGACAGACACUGGUGUCUUUCGGGCCCGUUUCCAGGCAGAGCUGCUCCAGUCUCAGGAGUUCACUCAGACCGGACUCCGAUACACCACCAUGAACUGGGAGGAAGAGUGGGAAAAGAUUGUAAAGAUGGCGUCUCCGGUCUCCAGUAGCAAUGGCCUCCAGUUUGAUUCUCUGGAGGACAUCCACAUCUUUGUCCUCUCCAACAUUCUCCGCAGACCCAUCAUCGUCAUUGCAGACCAAGUGGUCAGGAGUAUGAAAUCUGGCUCCUCCAUCUCUCCUCUGAAUGUGGGUGGGAUUUAUUUGCCGUUACACUGGCCACCUACUGAGUGCUACAAAUACCCAAUAGUGCUUGGCUACGACUCCCAGCACUUUGCACCUCUCAUUACCAUCAAAGACAGUGGUCCAGAGAUCCGAGCAGUACCGCUGAUUAACCCAGGUCGGGGGGGCUUCGAGGAGCUGAAGGUUCACUUCCUGAUGGAGAAGGAACAGCCACAGAAAGAGAGGCUUCUCAAAGACUACCUGCUGCUUAUAGAGAUCCCCGUCAUAGGCUUGGGCUACGAUGCGACACGGAUCAUCAAUGCUGCACGGUUGGAUGAGGGCAACCUCCCUGAAGACAUGAACCUGAUGGAGGACUACCUACAACUGGUCAACCAUGAGUACCAGCGCUGGCAGGAGGACAAGGAGCAGGCGUGGGCAGCCCAGCCGCAGCGCCCGCCGCCCUUCUCCGUCUCCCAGCUAUCCCUCAUCGAAAUCCGCUGUGCCACACCACGAUGCACCUUCUACGUCUCUGUGGACACGCAGCCUCAUUGCCAUGAGUGCUUUGAGAAGCGACAGGCCACUACUGGUGGAGGAGCGAGGAUAGAAGGGGUGGUGCAGACCAAAGGAGGAAGUGUACAAGGUGGGGUAGGAGUGAUAGGGGGAUCAGAGACUGAGGUUAGCUCCAGGGGAGCCCGAAGCAGUAGCCCCCCAUCCUCCUCAUCUGGAAGAGUUGUGGUGUUAUCCAGUCCCCGCUCUGCCCCACCCACUGCUCCCAGCCUCAGCCUGUACAGUGAAACUCAUGCCAUGAAGUGCAAGACACCCGGCUGCCUCUUUACCCUUAGUGUGGAACAUGAUGGACUUUGUGAGCGCUGUUUCAACUCCAGGCAGAAUCACGGACCCCCUGGUGCUGGAACGGCUGCUACGGGACUCCCAGGCCCCAAUGGGGGGCCUAUAGCCCCUCAUCCGGGCCAGGGCUCCGGCUGGACCCAGUGGGGGGGCUGUGAGACAGAGACAGAGCGCUGCAGCAUGUGCAGACAGGAGGCGUUCAGGAUAUUCAAUGGCCUGUGUCCACCCUGCAUGCAGAGACAGCAAGCUCCAGAGAGGGGAGAGCCACAGCAAAACAACCCCAGGACUGAGACCACAUCUUCAGCUUGGAGCCAGACAAGGGACCCUGAACGGCCGUGCCUCCCCCUAACCCAAGGGCACACCUCAGCCUGGCAGACCCCUCUGGCCCGGCCUUGUAAAAGAUCUGGCUGCCAGUUCUUUGGGACGCCAGAGAAGUUGGGUUUCUGCACUAUUUGCUACGUAGACUAUCAGACCAACCACCACCUGACCCCUCCACCUGCCCCGGUCCAGAACCGGCAUGGUUUGGAGGCAGGCUUCCAAAAUGCCUCACGGUGUCGUGGGCCUGGGUGUGGUGCGGUUGGCAAGGCAAUGCUGGAGGGCUACUGCGACAAGUGCUACGUCAAAGAGCAAAGCACACGGCUUAACCAAGUGGCACAUCGCACACCACACUCCCCUCCUUUGGUCAUGCGUGACCGAGCAGCUAAACCCAGAUCUUCACAGCAAUCCCAGACCCAGACCCAGACCCAGACCCAGAUUCAGUGCCGGCGGAGUGGCUGCAGUAAUGUAUCCCCGGGUUGCACAGACCUCUGCCCAGAAUGCCACACACGUGGCCAAGGCAGAGAGGCAGGCAGGCGGGCGCAGGCGCCCAAGGAGAAGUCUAAGCAGCGGUGCCGGACGCAGGGCUGUGACCACUACGCGAACCAAGAGAAACAGGGCUACUGCAACGAGUGUGACCAUUUCAAACAGAUUUACCGCGGCUGACCACAUACGCACCCAUGCAUCGAUGAUGAUGACACAUCGCUAGCACGCUAGAGCCGCUGCCCUGCUAUGGGCGCCCCAUGCCAGUCAAUGCACCUCUGAUACUAACUAACCAACUAACUAACUAGCUAGUGACUAACUAGUAACCUUAUGGCCUGAAAAUCAAACCCCCCAUGUAGAAUGUGAAGAGAGAGCGUGUGUACGUGGGGGGGGGAGUGUGUGUGCGUGUGUGUAUGUAUGUGUGUGUAUGUGUGUGUGUGUCUGUGUGUGUGUUCACAGUAGACAUGGCCUCCAGAAUACCUCUUUGUGCAAUUAUUAUCAUCUGAUGUGCUGUGUACACUUACACGGUGAGAGGUUUGGCUACAUGUCAGAGCAACUGACUUAACUCUUGUGUACAAUAUGUAUUUAGAGGUACGCAGUGAAUCGUGCCGGACAAAAUGAUUGUAUGUUGACAUAACGAAAAGCAUCUGACAUUGCUUUCUAGACCACAGCCAAGGAUUUAUACCCCCGUCUGUCUGAUUGUCGGUCUGUCUGUUUGACUGUCUAUCUGUCUGUCUGUCUUAACCCAACUGUGUAUCUGUCUGCCUGUCUGUCUAGCAUUUGCUCUGUAGAGAGAGGGAUGCAGUAGUUGGGGAUGUCCAGCAACAUGUGUGGAAGUAGUUUAGCAGAAGUGAACCGAGACUGGGCCAAAGCAAAGAAAAUGAAGUGCUUGAAAUAAUGAAAUGGUGUCCACAACUGUUUAGCUUAGUUCUCCAAAAUCACUCUUAUAUCCUCUAAAAAUAAACCAGAGAAGAUUUGCCAAAAAAGGCUUUUGCAAUCAAUACUAUACAAUUAUCAAGAAUUAAUUUUUUUCCAUUAGUCAGUCAAUUGCAGUGUUAUAUUUUAAGGCAAAUUAACUUUAAUAUUCUUACUCUAUUAUGAAGUUAACGUUGUAAAUUGCUUGAUAUAGAAAGUAAGAAGAGACCAUGUGGCUAAACAGUGCAAGACAGACAGGGCAGGCCCCUGCUAGUUUUGGUGCUACAUGUACAGAAAUACAAGCCUCUGCUUUGUAGCCAACAUGCUGGCGGUGUCAGUGGACAGAAGGCAGAGAACACAGUAGAGACAGGACUCAUUCUUUUUCUAUUCCUCCCUUCCUUCCUCUUAUUUCCCCCCUUCUCCUCCAAAACAGAUCUGUUGCCUUGGACGUUGUUUUCCUGUUUACUGACUUAAGCACCUAGAAACUCAUACGCAGAUACAUGCGCACACAUACCUACACAUGCAUACACAAAUGUAGUAGCUCCAGUCCUGUCAAAAGGGGAUUGCCAACAAUAGAGAGAACUGAGAACAUAAUGACAGGUGAAGUCUAACUGGAACAUUAUCCAACUUACCACCACAUACACACACAUGCACACACAAACACAGCUCUGAGAGAUUGUAUGCGCCCCUCCCCAGCCUGAGGUGAUGUGUAGGUAAACAAACCUAUAAAUGCAUUCCUCUCUGCUCCACCCAACUGGAUGUGCCAAGGCGACAAUUUCCAAACGUCAGAGAGCAAUCCCAUUGCCUGCUUUGGCCAAUCUUGUUUAUCUGAAUGUGUUUUGUGCUGUUGCUACAACAGCACAGUAUUGGGGCUGAUCCUCGAUAAGUUUUGCCUUUAAGUAGUGAUUGAAAUUUUAUGGACCAGAGGAGCCUGAUCAGUGAUCCUGGAUCAGUGCUCCCACCUAUAAAAUGCUUUUGUGAAUAUGGAUCUUGGUCCAUACUGUAGGACCUUCCAACCCGAUGCCUCAUCUCCAACACACACACACACAACGCACAUGUGUGCGUCUGGAAUACGCAAAACUGACAUUCCUGUUUUCUUAUUUUAAUUUGUUUUGGGAUUUUUUAAUGUAUUUUAAUAUAUUUGGUUUUGUUUCUGCCAAAAAAAAAUACAUGUGCCAUCAAUCACCAAACAGUUGUUGUUACCUCCUUAAAAUGGCCAGCCUGGACCAUUCUAAACUAACUAGAGUGCCACAGAUAGACAUCUUCAAUUCCGCAGACUAGAGCUUAUCAAGAUCUCUCAUGUUGAAAAUCCCCUAAAUGGGCACCAUCUUUCCACUGAGUGCUUAUUUUAUUCUGAUUCGUAGAAAUGUUUAUCUACAGAGCUCUUCUCAAGAGUAAAACAUUCAUCAAACUAACUCAAAUGUUAUUUAAAUCGGAACAGUUAUUUCCCUCAUAGUUCUGCUGAAGAUCUUUGCUGCUGUGGUCAGAUGUCCAUCUGUGGCCCUAGUUAGACAAGCAUAGACAAACAGGCUUUCGGUCUGCCUUUUCAUUCAACUGUAUCUAAAGCUGUCGGGCCACCCGACGUGUUGACGGCCUGUACGUAGAUCUCUGUGUGCUUUAAUCACCUCUAGAAAAACCUUAAUCAAUUAAAGGCCAAUUAGUGGUAGGCUCAUCAAGAUCUCUUUAACAAGAUUUUGGUAGGUCUGACUGAGUUUGACUGGGAGGAGAUCACAUAAGUUGCACAUGACUUGUCUAAGCUGCUGAGGCAUUUAGGAAUGGUACUCCGACUUGCUUAGGGACAUUCCAACAGUAGGAAGAGCAUCCGCUUAAGAGCAGAAGGUGUAACAAAACAUGCAAACGGUGUGGAAGUUUCUUUGUGUGACCUUUUGACAAUAGGGUAUUGUAUGAAAAAAAGCCUGGUUUUAUUUGUUAAGUAUUUAUUCAUAUCAAGAUAUCUGUAUUGUGUGAUUCAAUAAUUAUUUAUAUGUUGUCCUGAAAUGAAUUAUUUUUAUUAAGAAAU
This is a messenger RNA of Scomber scombrus (Atlantic mackerel), 5639 nucleotides long. RefSeq names its product tumor necrosis factor, alpha-induced protein 3 (gene tnfaip3). NCBI's taxonomy places the organism in Eukaryota, Metazoa, Chordata, Actinopteri, Scombriformes, Scombridae. Gene Ontology annotation, cellular component: cytoplasm; nucleus. The transcript is spliced from 9 exons. The record is from RefSeq and is a predicted model, not a curated record. Bases 398 to 2887 code for a protein of 829 amino acids. Gene Ontology annotation, molecular function: K63-linked polyubiquitin modification-dependent protein binding; zinc ion binding; DNA binding. Gene Ontology annotation, biological process: protein K33-linked deubiquitination; protein K29-linked deubiquitination; cytoskeleton organization.